UGUGGGAGAGACAGAAGCUACAGACUAGAGGCACACAAUAUGUGUUGGCUCUCGCCGAAAAGGAGGCAGUAUUCUUCAAGCUAAAUCAUGUAAUGUAAGCGGCGAAAGGAGAGCGAUUCCGUCUUUUCAUCAAUUAAAGAAAAAUCACUCGAUCGGACGAACCAUGUCCAAGCCAGGGGAGAGAAACAGAUUGAACGAAGACCAUGGCAGAAAGCAGAGUUCAAGUUUGGCGAACGGCAUGGACAGUCAUCCCGUUUGCGGCUCGGCGGAGAAGCGGAGUCACCACUGGAGAAGUUACAAGUUGAUCAUCGACCCGGCGCUGAAGAAGGGACCACACAAACUGUAUCGCUACGAUGGACAGACUUUCAGCAUGCCCAACCCUGGGAUUGCACCGGUGGAAAUCGUCCGGGAUCCGAGGAUCGGUCGUCUCUGGACUAAGUACAAAGAGACGGAUCUACCGGUGCCCAAAUUUAAGAUCGAUGAGUGCUACAUCGGCCCCGUGCCUCCAAAGGAGGUGACAUUCGCCAGGCUCAACGACAAUAUCAGGGAAGGAUUUCUCACCGACAUGUGCAAGAAAUUCGGGGAGAUCGAGCAGGUCGAGAUCUUGUACAACCCGAAGAACAAAAAGCACCUGGGAAUAGCCAAAGUUGUUUUUGAGACGGUGAAAGCCGCCAAAGUGGCCGUGCAGUCGCUGCACAAGACGUCUGUUAUGGGAAACUUCAUCCACGUGGAGCUGGACCCGAAAGGUGAAAAUCGCCUUCGGUACUUCCAGCUCCUGAUGAAUGGCACCUACACUCCGCAGACCCUGCCUGUCGGCGGAGAGGAGGCCAGAGAAGUUUCCCCUCGUAUCCUGGCAGAAGCCUUGCUGGCCUGCGAGCCCAUCCGCAGGUUGUCGGAGAGCGGCGUGUCAGCUGUUGGAGGAACAUUGCCACCCAACAGCUCUACCACUCCACUGUCCCUGGAGACGGGCUACUCCAGCCUAAGGCAGGACACACCCCAGUCCCAGGGAACCCCCCAUACCCCACGGCAGACUGGUACACCCUACUCUCAAGACUCCAAUUUCUCCAGUCGGCAGUCCACGCCAGCGUACCAGUCCAGCCGUGCCGAGAGCUCCGGAGGUUACAAAUCUCGCAGACAUGAGAGUAAGUUCCAGGACGCAUACAACCGCAGACCGGAGAGGCCUCAGUACCGCAGCAACAUGUACCGAAGUACGACGUCUGAACAAGCUCCCUUCAAACAGCACCAACUCACCCCACCUGAACCUCCACCUUCCACCCCUUCCUACACCUACACAGCGCCUCCCCCUGCUACGCCCAACUUCAAGUCCGCCUUCUCGCCCUACCAGGCUCCUUUGCCCCCCGCGUUCCCCCCGUCAGAUCCUGCUUUCCAUCACCCAGCCCAAAGGGAGGGUGAGUACAUCCGACCGCCGCAGCCGCCUCUGGCAGCGGCCACUGACUUUUUACCCGUCAAGGAGAGACCAGAAACUCCUCCGAUCCCAGAGCCCCCGCCGGAGCCCGUGCCCCAUCCGACCACCCCUCCUCCUCAAACCCCAGAGCACUGCCCCUCACCUGGCUCCCCCACGCUCGAUCCAGAGCGCAAUAGCCUGGAUUCCCGCAUUGAGAUGCUCCUCAAGGGGAAAAGGACAAAACUGCUGCCGUUCCUGGAGGAGCGAGACUCGGACACUGAGGUGCGAAUGGAGGGGAGUCCCAUCUCCUCCUCGUCCUCUCAGCUAUCCCCAAUUCCCCCUUACACAAGUGGCUCCCAAGGCGGCCAGCAGAACUCCCGUCCCUCCAGCACGGGCUUGGAGGACAUCAGUCCGACCCCACUGCCAGACUCGGAAGAUGAAGAGCCGAUACCCGGAACUGCCUUGCUGAUCAAGAGAAUCACUUCUCCUGUGCAGGAGAAGAUGAGCAACAGUGACCUCAAAGAUGGACAUUUUCGAGGCCACACUCCCACUGAUAAAAUGGACACGGGUCAACAGUCGUCAGGAGAAGACAUGGAAAUCUCUGACGACGAGAUGCCCGGGACUCCGAUCACCAGUGGCGACUGUGGCAAGGGCAUCGUCAUAAACUCUGCUGUAUCCCCGAUGCAGACCAUUGCCAUCCCUCCUCCCGGCUUCCCCCCUCUCCCGCACCAGGCCGGCUUCCCGAUUUCGCAUCACCACCUCGCCGCUCACUCUGCCGUCACGGGACACCCCCACCUGGCCGGUCACCCUGCAGUGCCUCACCAUAUGCUGCCACCCAUGGGUCCCUACCCUCAUAGCAUGGUGCCGCUGGUGCAAAUGGAGCUGAUGAACUGCUUGCGGUGGGAACAGUGGAGCUCUGUUCCCAUGUCCUUCCAGAUGCAGCAGCAGAUGCUGAGUCGCUAUGCUCAGACCAGAGGGCCCUAUCCUUAUCCACAUUUUAUGGACGGUGGUGCGUCUGGGCCAUUCGGGGGACCCUAUGCGCCCCUGUCUAUGGGUGCUACACCUGCUGGUGGCGCAGCAGCACCCGGACAACAAUGGCAGCAUCCCAGUAUACCAAAGUUCAACCCUACUGUUCCUCCUCCUGGAUAUGAGACGAAAAAGGAGGAUCCCCACAAGGCCACUGUUGAGGGUGUGCUGCUGGUCAUUGUCAAGGAGCUGAAGGCCAUCAUGAAGAGGGACCUCAACCGCAAAAUGGUGGAGGUGGUGGCUUUUAGAGCCUUUGAUGACUGGUGGGAGAAGAAGGAACGCUCAGCAAAGGCGUCUUUGACUCCAGUGAAGGGUGCGGAGGGAAAGGAAGAAGAAAGACCCAAACCCAAAGAGACAAUGGGUUCAAGUCUGCUGGAGAACUGGAACAAAGGCGAGGGACUGGGCUACGAGGGAAUGGGCCUGGGAAUCGGUCUGCGAGGAGCCAUCCGCCUGCCCUCCUUCAAGGUCAAACGAAAGCCUGAGGCUGCAGCUGCAGGGGACAACAAACGAGCGCGACCAUCCACUCCAGUGGAUGACGACCUGGAGGAUGAAGACCGGGAUCGAGACCCAGCCGAGCUCCCGUCAGACGAUUCCAAAAUGGAUGCCGACAGUGCAUCUGCAAAGCGACGGCACUCCCGGCCACUUGAACUGGACAGCGAGGGCGAGGAGGAGGUGGACACGUCAGAAAAGGAAGAGGAGUCGUUGUCUGACAGGGAGGAGCCUGAUGAGACAGAGGCUGCAGAUAGGCUGUCAUCAGGCAAAGAGAGUGGCGAUGAGGAGGGUGAUGAUGAAGACUCAUCCAGCGAGAGCGCUUCCUCAGAUUCAUCUGAUGACGAAGCUGAGAGUUCAUCCUCCUCCAAGAGCAGCUCAGACUCUUCAGCAGCAAGUUCAGACUCCUCAGAGUACGAGAUGAGCUCGGAAGAGGAAGGGGAUGAGGAGGAAGAAAAGGAAGAGGAUGCAAUGGCACAAGAUGUGGAGGCUGAAGGCAAAGUGGCCAUGACCUCCUCGUCCUCUUCAUCCUCUUCAACCUCUUCUUCGGAUGAAGAGGAUGCACAGGCAGAGACCGUGGCACCGAGCCCACCUGCGCGACCGGUCCCAGAGGACAAGGAGGAGCAGAGGAGCAGAGAGGAGCCGAGCAGCAAGCUCAAACGCAGACCUCCAAGUCCUGAGGAGGAGGUGAUGGAGCAUCCGAAGCCGCCAUCACCCAAAGGCCUCCCACUCAAAGAGCGAGACAUCAGCGUAGACGGCAGCGUUCCUGUAGUGAAGUCCGAACCUCAGGAGCAUGUAGCGAACCUUCGGCCACCCACUCCCACAGGUGCCCUGCCCGACAGCGACCAGGACACAAAACCCAAAGGUAAAGCAGAGCCUGAAGAAGUACCCUGCACCCCUGGGCGAUUAAUCCCACCCCACAUAGAUGCAAACACACCUGUCCCCAAAUCUGCCUCUGCAUCUUUAAUGCACCUCCCCCUCCCUCCUCACCCGGCGGUAGAAGGUCGUUCCCUCCUUCAUCCACCCCCUGGUCCCCUGCCUGAGCUCCCCCAGCGGCCCCGGCUCCCCACAGAUGAGGAUAUCCCCCGCACGCCAGGCAGGGACCUGAUGGAGCGUGCCCGAAGUCUGGGCAAGUCCCAGAGCACGGACACUGUUCCCAUCACACCUGGUAGUGAUGCCCCGCUGACGGGCAGCAGCCUGUUGCUCAGCUCCCCUCACAUCCCCGGUAGUCCCUUCUCCUACCCUUCACAGUCCCCUGUCCUUAGCGCUGGAGUCCCCCGCACUCCAGGAAGAGACUUAACCUUCACCCCUGUCUUCCCUGACCCCGCAGCACUGACGCUUAAUAGGAAAAUAUCCUCUGAGAGCCUGGACGAUAGACCUGUUUUUAAGGAGCCGCCCAUCAGCGCUCUGCCUAACCAGGCUCUGUCAGCUGGCGCAGAGCAUUCAGCCAGUGUCCCUGAAGAUCUGCCCACUUGCCUCACUGUCGACGUCCCUGUGCCAUCAGAUACUGCAGCAUCAAAGAGGAAACCUGGACGACCCAAAGUCAAAAAGACGCCAGCUGUCUCUGCAGCUGACGAGUCUUUGGAGCUAUCCUCUGAGUCCAUCCCUCCGCCUCACCAAACACAUCUCGGCGAUGUAUCCACAGAAACGAUAUCCGCCAAGUCCCCCAGCCACCCGAGCCUGGACUUCCGGGAAGGAGAGGUGAAGCCCCAGACGGUCCUGCCCGCUGAGGACGGCUUCCUGCCCUAUGAAGAAGAGCCACCUGUGGUCGUGAAGCCUCCACGGAGGGCGCGGCGAGGCUGGGAAGAGCUGCUGCUGGGCAGCCUGUCCCCUGUCACCUCACCUCCCCGGCCAUACUUCACCCCACGCUCAGAGUUUGAGGAGAUGACCAUCCUGUAUGACAUCUGGAACGAAGGCAUAGAUGACGAAGACAUACGGCUUCUGCAGAUCACGUAUGAUAAGAUGCUCCAACAGGAUAAUGGCAAUGACUGGCUCAACGACACGCUCUGGGUCAACCAUCCUCCUACCAACAUCCCUGGAGUAAAGAAAAAGAGACGAGACGAUGGCAUGAGGGACCACAUAACCGGCUGUGCGCGUAGCGAGGGGUACUAAAAGAUCGACAAGAAGGACAAGAUAAAGUACCUUCAGAGCACAAAGCUGCAGUCAGAGGAGCCACCGGUCGACACACAGGGUAUGAGUAUUCCUGCACAGGUCCACGCCUCUACCCGGGCUGGCUCGGAGCGGCGGUCGGAGCAGAGACGUUUACUAUCCUCGUUCGCAUGUGACAGUGACCUGCUGAAAUUUAACCAGCUGAAG
Molecule: messenger RNA, 5236 nt
Organism: Epinephelus lanceolatus (giant grouper)
Lineage: Eukaryota; Metazoa; Chordata; Actinopteri; Perciformes; Serranidae
Gene: setd1ba
Product: SET domain containing 1B, histone lysine methyltransferase a
Cellular component (GO): Set1C/COMPASS complex
Molecular function (GO): protein binding; histone H3K4 methyltransferase activity; RNA binding
Source: RefSeq, a predicted model, not a curated record